Schistocerca cancellata (South American locust) is the source of this 2813-nucleotide messenger RNA. RefSeq names its product very long-chain-fatty-acid--CoA ligase bubblegum (gene bgm). NCBI's taxonomy places the organism in Eukaryota, Metazoa, Arthropoda, Insecta, Orthoptera, Acrididae. Gene Ontology annotation, cellular component: endoplasmic reticulum; membrane. The transcript has 17 exons. The record is from RefSeq and is a predicted model, not a curated record. The coding region runs from base 153 to 2408 and encodes 751 amino acids. Gene Ontology annotation, molecular function: long-chain fatty acid-CoA ligase activity.
GUGGAGGGGCGCGCGCCCGCGUGGCGGCCACAGUGGCUGGCUGGCGCCCGGCCCCCAGUCAGUAGCGCGCGCGGCUGCGGACGAGCGGGUGCACAUCGUUCAGACAGCGAGCGGGUCGCCGCGAGGUACAGCAGGACUAGAGGCGCAGCACCAUGGAGGUAAACGUGAUCACGACGAGCGGCGGGAUUUCUGCGGCGGAGAGCUCGCGCUUGGUGGAGGAGGCGGCCAGCAAGAUGAACGGCCACAGCCGCAGCCACACGGUGGUGUCGGAGCAGCGCACCUGCUCCAGCAGCUCCAGCAUCAUCACGGCCUCCACCACCGUCCUGCGCUCGCAGCUCAGCCGGGGGAAGCUAAAUGGCAUAAGGGAACCAAAAACUGUGCAGAUUUCCGAAGAGAAACCAGUCGCUCAACCACCAGAUGCAAGAGACCAAGAUGAUCAAGAAUUCCACAAUGGACCAAAUCAGGUUCUUCCAGCAGAUUCAUAUACAACAACAAGGCCAGACUGUAGGGUAAAGCUGAGAUCCAAAGCAACUGGAAUAGCUGCAAGAGAACCUAUAUCAGUACCCGGUUUACUGCACAGGGCUGUGGAACUGUUUCCAGAACUCACAGCAAUGGCCACAAGAAAUGAUGAUGGAACAUGGAAUACUAUUACAUAUGAAGACUACGAAUUUUAUGUACGGUCUUGUGCCAAAGCAUUCAUCAAACUUGGUCUAGAAAGGCAUCAUUCUGUUUGUAUUCUUGGAUUCAAUUCACCAGAAUGGUUCAUUGCUGAUUUGGCUGCAAUAUAUGCUGGGGGAAUUGCUGCUGGAAUUUACACAACCAACUCACCAGAAGCUUGCCUGCACUGUGCCAUCAACAGCCGGGCAAAUAUAUUUGUAGUACAGGACAAGAAACAACUUGACAAAGUGCUGCAGAUACGGUCCCAAAUACCACAUCUGAAAGCAAUUGUGCAGUAUGAAGGAAAGCCAGAGGAGGAGGGAGUGCUGAGUUGGGAUGAUGUUAUUACACUAGGCAAUGCAGAAGAUGAUGUUGAGUUAGACAAAAUUUUAUCGACUUUGGCUGUUAAUGAAUGCUGUACCUUGAUAUACACGUCAGGAACUGUGGGAAAUCCAAAAGGAGUGAUGCUCAGUCAUGACAAUUUGACAUGGACAGCACAUUGCACAGGUUCCAGACUGGAUCUGGCUAAUGGUGAAGACUCUUUGGUCAGCUAUCUACCUCUCAGCCACAUUGCAGCACAGAUUGUGGAUAUUUAUGUCAGCAUGUCAUAUGCAGUUGCAGUUUAUUUUGCAGAUAAGGAUGCUCUCAAGGGGAGUCUGAUACAAACUCUGAAAGAAGUUCGGCCCACGCAAUUUGUGGGCGUGCCUCGAGUCUGGGAAAAAAUUAGUGAGCAGAUGACAAAAGUUGGAGCAGAGACAACUGGAAUAAGGAAAACAAUAGCAUCAUGGGCCAAGAGCCAAGGAAUACAGCACAAUCUUGACUUAAUGAAUGGGGUUCACUAUAACUCAAUCUGGUAUAUGAUGGCCAGCAUGCUUGUGUUUAAGAAAGUGAAACGUCUUCUGGGAUUUGACAGAUGCCAGAAUUUCUUUUCAGCAGCUGCACCACUUUCCAAUGAUGUUAAGAAAUAUUUGAUGAGCCUUGACAUACCUGUGAUGGAGGUUUUUGGCAUGUCAGAGUGCUCAGGCCCUCAUACUUUGGCUAUGAGUAGGAAUUUCCGCCUAGAAAGUGUUGGAAAAGCACUACCUGGUCUGGAAACCAAAUUGCAUAAUGAAGAUGAGGACGGAGAGGGGGAGAUAUGCUUGUGGGGACGACAUGUGUGUAUGGGGUACCUAUCUGAUCCAGAAAAGACCAGUGAAGCUAUUGAUGAAGAAGGUUGGCUACAUUCUGGUGAUUUGGGAACCAUUGAUGAAAGUGGAUUUGUUUAUAUUACAGGACGUCUCAAGGAACUUAUCAUCACUGCAGGUGGAGAAAACGUGCCUCCAGUGCUGCUUGAACAGACACUCAAAACAGAACUUCCAUGCAUUAGUCAUGCUGUUAUCAUUGGAGAGAGGAGAAAAUUUCUGAGUGUAUUAAUUACUAUGAAGACUGAAAUUGAAAAAGAGACUGGAGAACCACUAGAUGAGCUGGAUGCAAUUGCCAGGCGCUGGUGUAAGACACAUGGAAGCACUGCCAAGACUGUGUCUGAAAUUUUGAAGGGUCCUGAUCAGAAGGUAAUGGAAGGAAUUCAAAAAGGUAUCGACAGGGCAAAUGAAAAAGCAAUCUCCAAUGCACAAAGGAUACAGAAAUUUGCCAUUCUGGAGAAAGACUUCUCGCUACAAGGAGGUGAACUAGGACCAACCAUGAAAGUGAAACGAAAUGUAGUUGCAGAAAAGUAUGCUGACGUCAUUGAGCGAUUCUACAAGGGAACGUAAAGCGUUGUAUGCUACAUGGAGAAGAGAAAGUAGUCAAGACUGUUUAAGGACGCGUCUUCAUGAAAGAUGACAGACUGCUGCCGUGUUACUGGUGGUGCUUUUGCAAGCCAGAGGUACUUUUGUAUGAUAUACAUUAACUAUUUUUGAAAAGAUCCUCUCUUCAAGAAAUCCGAUAUAUUUCGGUGUUAUUUUUCGAAGCUGAUGUAUUUCUUUUCUCAGUUACUUGUUAGUACUCUUCAUCGCUGUGCCUUUAUUAUGUUGUACUUAUUCGUACCUGUUCUGUAACGAAGCCUGUAAAUACGUCACAAUUUAAGCUUAUGUACAUAAGUGUUACAUGUGUAAAUUAUUUCCUUAGCUUAACACUGGAGGAAUUUUUGUAUUCAUUGUAAGAAACAAAAUAUAAAU